Molecule: messenger RNA, 2712 nt
Organism: Zootoca vivipara (common lizard)
Lineage: Eukaryota; Metazoa; Chordata; Lepidosauria; Squamata; Lacertidae
Source: RefSeq, a predicted model, not a curated record
AUGCCCAGUGGAACAGGUACUGGAUCUUCUAAGGAGCAGCUAGAAAUUGAAGAGUUCAAGGAGGAGUCAAGCAAUGCUAGUCUCUCAGCUGAGAUGAUUGAGAGUACUUGCAUUCCCAGCCUUCGCUCUUCUACAGUUUGUCAGGUCCACAUGGAAAAUUGCAGGGGGCAGUAUAUACAUAAGCCACUUCAUAAGUACCACCAGUCAGGAGAUUUUAUCAUUGGUGGCAUUGUUUCUCAUGGUGGCUUUGUCUCCAAUCCAAGAACCUUCACUGAAGAAUCUCCACCGGAAUUAUCUGAAGAGCUUGUGGUGGUGCCUAAGGGUUACCAGCACAUCCUGGCCUUGGCAUUUGCAGUAAAGGAGAUCAACGAAAACCCUCACAUCUUACCCAACUAUACCUUGGGCUUCCACAUCUAUGACAGCAACGAUAAUGCAAGGAAGACCUAUCAUGUCACUAUGCUACUUUUAUCCACACUGGAGAAAUUUGCCCCAAAUUAUAUUUGUGAUAUCCAGAAUAAUCUGACAGCUGUCAUUGGAGGACUUGACACUGAAAUCUCCCUUCAUGUGGCAACUAUUUUGCAUCUCUAUAAGAUUCCACAGCUCACAUAUGGCCCUGCUCCAAUGAUGAAUAAAAAGAUCCCAGGGUUUUCCUUCUACCAGAUGGCCCCCCAGGAACGCCACCAAUUUGCAGGGAUUCUCUCUUUGCUUCUGCAUUUCAGAUGGACAUGGAUUGGGGUCCUUGUGAUGGAUAAUGACAAUGGAGAAAGAUUUGUGCUUAGUGUGCUCCCAGUGUUUACAGAAAGUGGUAUCUGCUUUGCCUUUCUAGAAAAAAUUCCAAAAAUGAGUUUUGCCAGUGAAACAGAGGAUAUGAUUCAACACGGGGCAAAGCUGCAUGAUGAAAUAAUGAGCAGCAAAGCUAAUGUAGUUCUUGUCUAUGGAGAAUCUUAUUCAAUGGUAGUUUUAAGAUGGCUUCCAUAUCUAAAAAACUUCGUGCCUGUGGCAAUGAAUACACAAGGUAAAGUAUGGAUAACAACAGCCCAGAUGGAGUUCACUUCAUUUGUCAUUCAACGCAAUUGGGAGUUGAGAUUGUUUCAUGGCACUAUAUCUUUUGGAAUUCACUUAAAUGACUUAAGAGGAUUUCAUCAUUAUGUUAAGAGCAUAAAUCCUUCUACCACAGAUGGAGAUGGUUUCCUCAGGGACUUCUGGCAACAAGCCUUUGGCUGCGGAUUUCCAAAUUCCAUGGUUGGCAAUGUGGAGGGGACUAUAUGCACUGGGAAAGAGAAGCUGGAGAGCCUUCCUGGGGAUUUUUUUGAAAUGAGCAUGACAGGCCAUAGCUAUAGCAUCUACAAUGCUGUUUAUGCCGUGGCCCAUGCUUUGCACGUGUUGACCUCAUCUAAUGUCAGAGGAAUGGUUCACAAAAGGAGACAGAAGGAUUGGAACCAACAGUUAUGGAAGCUCCACCACUUUUUAAGAAGUAUCUUAUUUAACAACACUUCGGGAGAUGAGGUCUCCUUCAACCAGUAUGGAGAGCUAGUCACUUGCUUGGAUAUUAUCAAUUGGAUUAUUUCCUCCAACCAAUCCUUUCAUAGAGUGAGAGUUGGAAGGAUGGACCCACAGGCUUUUCCAGAUCAUGCAUUUACCCUUCAUGAAGAUGACAUAACAUGGCACAGCUGGUUUAACCAGGCUCACCCUCGUUCUUUUUGUACUGAGAGUUGUCAACCUGGAUCUAGCAAGAAAGUGAAGGAAGGAGAGCCAUUUUGUUGCUACGAUUGCACUCCAUGCCCAGAGGGGAAGAUUUCAAAUAUGGAAGAUAUGAAUGACUGUAAUAAAUGCUCAGAUGAAAACUAUCCUAGCAAGAGGCAAGAUACAUGUGUUCCCAAGGAUAUAAGCUUCUUGUCUUAUGAAGAAACCUUAGGGAUUACUUUAGCCUUCCUUGCUCUUUUUUUUGCUUUAAUCACAGCGCUGGUGCUUGGAAUAUUUCUGAAGAACCACAACACUCCAAUCAUCAAAGCCAGCAACCGAAACCUCACCUACACACUCCUCAUCUCCCUCUUGCUCUGCUUCCUUUGCGCUUUAUUGUUCAUUGGCCAACCUGAGACCAUGACAUGUCUCCUCCGACAAACUGCUUUUGGCAUCAUCUUCUCAGUGGCAGUUUCUUGUGUGCUGGCAAAGACCAUCACUGUAGUUCUGGCUUUCAUGGCCACCAAACCAGGUUCCAGGAUGAGGAAGUGGGUGGGGAAAAGACUGGCCUCCUCCAUUGUUCUUUCCUGCUCCCUUAUUCAAACUUUCAUAUGCAGUGUGUGGCUGGCAACCUCUCCUCCAUUCCCAGAUCUUGACAUGCAUUCACUGAUGGAAGAAAUUAUACUAGAAUGUAACGAGGGCUCUGUGACAAUGUUUUACUCUACUCUUGGCUAUAUAGGCUUCCUGGCAGCUCUGAGUUUCACAGUGGCUUUCCUUGCCAGGAAGUUACCCAACAGUUUCAAUGAAGCCAAGUUUAUAACUUUUAGCAUGUUGGUCUUUUGUAGUGUUUGGCUGUCCUUUAUUCCCUCCUACCUGAGCACUGAGGGAAAAUACAUGGUAGCUGUGGAGAUCUUUUCUAUCUUAGCCUCCAGCUCUGGUCUGCUGGGUUGCAUCUUUGCUCCCAAAUGCUACAUUAUUGUGCUGCAGCCUCAACUGAACAACAGGGAACAGCUAAUAAGAAGAAAAGAAUGA